ACCCGCCCGCCCUCGCCCUCGCGCCCCCAAUCCCGAUCCGGUCGGUGCCUACCCCCGCUGCCCCGAGGCGGGGCGCGUCGGCGCGUCGCGAACCAACCACGGAACCAGACCGACCGAACCAAUCAAUCCGGCGAGUGGAGUGGGUGCGGUGCCGGUGCGGUGCGGGCGGCAUGGCGACCACGCGCGGCGGCGGAUCGGCGGCGAGGGUGGGCGACGGGGACGUCGACCUGGGCGAGGGCUGGGACUGGCGCUCCGUCCCGCGGCUCCUCUCCUCCGCCUGCCUCUUCCUCUGCUCCGGAGGCUGUUUUGGAUGCUGUGAUAAGGCUGUAAAGCAACUGGGUGAGCUGUCCAGGAACUUAAUUACCCAUGACCAAAUUCCCAUACCAGAGCCAUUUUGGAGUACAACCACCAUCGAAGUUGAACCAUCAGAUCUCAGGGCAAAUUCUUCAAUCAGCAUAUCCAAUUGGGGCUUUGAUCAGCAUGGAACUGGAAGCAGCCAUAACCUUCCUGAACUUGGUAAUUAUGGACGCAUCCUUUGGGAACAGACUCGGCAGGAGUGGACUGAAAUUAGAAGUCUACGGCCGAAGGUGAAGCAAGUCCGGGAACCAGUGUUGAGUUGGAAUGCAGCAUAUGAGAGUCUGCUUGGAUCAAAUAAGCCGUUUUCUCAACCCAUUCCUCUUCACGAGAUGGUCGAUUUCCUUGUGGACAUCUGGGAGCAAGAGGGGCUGUAUGACUAGCACGAAUUCUUUCGUAGGGAUAACAUGUAGUUGUUCCUCAAGAAAGGAUAAAGAAUGACAUAGGUUUAGGCUUGAGAUGAGAUAAUGAUGGUUUGGCCUGUCAUACAUGUUUUUGUUCAUGGAGGCCUGUUGUACUUGCUGAUCACACAGUUGUGGUGGUAGUUGGUAAGUUUGUAAUGUUAGAGAAGUCCUGAUAGCCGCUUUGUCGAAUUUGUCAAAGAAAGCGAUGAAGAAAGGUGUGACAUUGAGUUGUGGACAAAAGUGUGAUUUGUAUUGAUUAAGAAAGCAUUAACACCGAUGUCUUUCGGUUGUAGAUGGUUGGAUUAUUCUGAGGGGCAAGGAGUCAUGUAUUGUCAGUGUCCUUUUCGUGGUGAUGCAGCUACCUCGACUGAUGCGAUUCUGAACUGUUGUAUUUCGUUUGGUUCUGUAAUGUGAAGUGGCUGUAACUUGUGAGGAACGAGCUCACUUGGUGAUCAUAAAAACGAUAAGGUUUUAUGCUA
Setaria italica (foxtail millet) is the source of this 1237-nucleotide messenger RNA. RefSeq lists its product as uncharacterized. NCBI's taxonomy places the organism in Eukaryota, Viridiplantae, Streptophyta, Magnoliopsida, Poales, Poaceae. The coding region runs from base 171 to 737 and encodes 188 amino acids. The transcript is spliced from 5 exons. The record is from RefSeq and is a predicted model, not a curated record.